This is a messenger RNA of Aegilops tauschii subsp. strangulata, 984 nucleotides long. The record is from RefSeq and is a predicted model, not a curated record. NCBI's taxonomy places the organism in Eukaryota, Viridiplantae, Streptophyta, Magnoliopsida, Poales, Poaceae.
AUGCUCCUCGCCGGAGCGAGCCCCGUCGGCCGUCGCCACCGGAUCCCGCGCCGCCGGAGCCCUCCGCCGCCGCAGCGCCCGCCGGGGCCACCUCUGCCGCCGCCCGCGACCGCCCGCGUCUCCGCCGCCCCGUGCUCCGCCGUGAGCCCCGCCGGCCCUCGGUUUCCGCGCCGAGGAUCGCCUCUCCCGUCGCCGCACCUCGCCAUCCCGCCGGCGUGCGCCGCCCGCCCCGCCGCCGGUGUGCCCCGCGCCUCCCCACGCGACCUCGCCGCCCCGCCAUCUCCGACGAGUCGCCGUCCGGCUCUCCGCGGCCCCGCCUCGAUCCCAGCGCCGAGCCCCGAUCCAGGUCCGGCUGCUCAAUGGUGGGACAGCCACGGGCGUUCACUACCUGCAGGAACAACCAUCUCUUGGCCAAAUUUCCAAGCUGCCUUCUGUGCUCGCUUCAUUCCUAAGGGAAUCAUGGACAGGAAGAAGUGUGAGUUCCGUAAGCUCACCCAAGGCAACAACAAAGUUGAUUCUUAUCAGUGUGAUUUCCUGGACUUGUCGCAUUGUGCUGAAGAAGACAUCUCCACUGAUGCUCGCAGGCAGGAAAAGUUCCGCGACGGACUUCAAGCCGACAUCAAGCUAGCACUCCUUGUGCAUGACUUUGCUGAUUUUGCCACCUUGGUGAAGAAGGCCAUUCAGGUCGAAACUAGUCUGCAGGAACAUCAGGGAUCCCUCGGGCGCAACCGUGACACUGGCUCAUCUUCGGUCCCACCCUCACAGAAGCGUCGGAUAUGGAUUCCCAACAGCAUGUAUUAUCCAACUGCACCUACUCCAGGACCGUCCUAUGUUGCACCGCGUCUGCCUCCUCCACCACCUAGGCAUCCAAGACUUCCAGCUGCACCACCUCGAGCUCCUAAUCCCCGCCCCAAUGAUGGGUUGUGCUCCAAGUGUGGCCUUCCAGUUCACUGUGCCAGGGAGUGCCCUCAAAAUCAGUACUAG